Molecule: messenger RNA, 1957 nt
Organism: Sardina pilchardus (European sardine)
Lineage: Eukaryota; Metazoa; Chordata; Actinopteri; Clupeiformes; Clupeidae
Product: G-protein coupled receptor 182-like
Exons: 2
Coding region: 331-1428 (365 amino acids)
Biological process (GO): G protein-coupled receptor signaling pathway
Cellular component (GO): membrane
Molecular function (GO): G protein-coupled receptor activity
Source: RefSeq, a predicted model, not a curated record
CCCAGUCGCACAAUCAACCAGUGAGCUUCCCUGGUCAGCCACUCUGCUCCUCUCACCUUUGCCACACAUGCAUGAGGCAUGAGAGGAUACAAACGACGCUUCAUGGAACAGCCGACUUAGAAUUAUCGACAAGGAGGUUUUCAGAAGACAACGAGAGAACACUAUCAUCAAAAAUACUGCAUAGAGCACAAAGAGGAAUCCUCAGAAACGUUAGAAAGGCAUAGAAUUUAUGAGUAUAAAUACCCAUAGAAUUGGCCAGUAGAUCAUUAGAAGAUCUCUGAACUCUACAUAUUUUUCCUCACAGAGAAAUCACAGUGUCAAAAGCUGACGAUGUUUGAGUUUGACAGCAAUGACACUAUUUGGGACGUCUUCUUCCACUGCUCGGUGGAGCUGGACUACAAGGCCCGGCGCAUUGUCCUGUUCUUCGUCUACCUCGUCGCCUUCACGGUGGGCCUGCUGGUCAACAGCGUGGUGGUGUGGGUCAACUGGCAGAGGCGGCACUCGCGCAGCACCGACGUCUUCUGCACGCUCAACAUCUGCAUCUCGCACCUGAUGGUGAUGACCAUGAUGCCCAUCUUCCUGCUGGAGGUCAUGCUGGACUACGUGUGGGUGUGGGGCCAGUUCCUCUGCCGCUUCACCACCUUCAUCUACGAGUUCAACUACUACAGCACCUCCUUCUUCCUGGCGUACAUGUCGGUGGAGCGCUACCUGGCGCUCGCCCGGGCCAGCGGCGGCACGGCGUCGGCGAGGCCUCCGAGGCAGUGGGGCCCGGCGGAGAAGCAGCGUCGGCUGCUCAUCUGCGCCGGGUUCUGGACCUUCGCCUUGCUGCUGACGCCGCUGCUGGUGUCCAACGUCCAGCUGGUAGAGUACCACUCGCCCGGCUGCUAUCUCGCGCCCGAGAAGGACUACGUCGCCUGGGUGGUGGUCAUCACCAUGACCUCCAUGAUCUUCCAGUUUCUGAUCCCCGGGGGUAUCAUCAUCACCUGCAACUGGCUCACCGUGCAGACCCUGAAGAAGUCGCCGGAGCUUCAGACAUCCUACAACCUCAACACAAACAUGUUUCACUUCUACUCAGUCGCAUUCGUUGUGUGCUGGCUACCAUAUCACCUGGUCAAUCUUCUAAUAAUGGUGGACGACCUUAACCCACUUAUACUAAACUGUGACUCCACAAACUCAAUAUACUUUUCCCUCAACGUGCUGUUUUCCUUCACCCACCUCCACUACAUCGCCAACCCGGUCCUCUACAACUUCUUGAGCCCCAGCUUCCGUAGAAGCCUCUGGAGAGCGGUGGCUCGCUGCGUCAGAAAGGAGGCGACGCCGAUCCAUGUGGAGGACGAUGUAGACGGCGAAGGAAAAUACAAGCCUCAAAACGCUAGCGUGAGAAAGACGAGCAAUGCUAGCACCAGUCAGUCAGACAUGGCCUCCUAGAGUUCUAACAAGGUUAACAAGCAAGGAGUUGAAAGAAAAGCAAAUUAGUGCUUGAAAAAAACAGACAAGCAAGAACAUGUAAUGUGAGAUCAAUUUAGAGAAUCUAUUUAGUCUUCAUUAUCCACUAAUUCAACAUGUUAACAUAUUUCCAGUUGAAUGCUAUUGUGAUAGCAAUCAGGUCUCUGUUACCGGUGUCUCUGUUGCCUGACCUUUCAGUGUAGGCUACUAUUUUGUCUUGGUCAUAAGAUUUUGCAAAAUCAAAUAGAUAGGUAACACUUCCUUAUGUUUAGACAGACUACAGACUACUAGCUGAAUACACUAGUUUAAUGGUCGGUUGUAAUCUGGCCUUUUUUAUCUGUAAUGAUAUCACUUUAUUUUCCUAUUUGUUUGAAAUAUAUUGUCCUAUCAUUUUGCCUUUCACUCUAUACUGUACAUUAUAUCAAAAACAAAAACAAUUAUUUUUCUUGGAUGUCAUUUGGGCCCCCACUGUCGAUUGUCGACAAGGCAGCACUGCCUGGAAGGCACUAGG